AGUACAGUUUGUGCAGCGUUACGAGGAACUCGCGUGCUUCUCCGCAGACAAUGCUUAAUUUCUUUAAAAAAUCUCUCAUAGCUUUUUAAUUGCUUCGAGUUUUGUGGUGUUUUUCAUACUGAAUGUGAGUAAGAAGCUCGAGAGCUUUAAUUUGUAGAGAAUUUUCAAAAGGAGGCAAUAAGACAUUGAUUGUGAUCAUCUCGCGGUAUCAAUGAGGAAAGUCUCAAGUGGCAUAAAAUUUUUUUCUUACCACUAGGCUAUAAAAGCGAUAAAAUGAACAUAUUUUGGUGGUAUGAUACGUUCAUUUGGGAGUUUUUGGGGUGGGGAGAGUUGUACAUUGACCUAUUUUGUGUUAAAAAAAUGUGCCGGAUCAUUUUUCCGCGCUUUGCAGGGAAUUUGAAGAUUACACCCACCAGUAACCACAGACCAUCGUCAACAUGAACGAAGACCCCCCGCAAACGGGAUACUUCCAUUUCCACGUUGUGGAUUAUUGCGUUUUUGCCGCGAUGUUAAUCUUAUCAGCAGUUUCUGGUGCUUACUUCGGCUACUUCAGAAGAAAGACGCCAGUGCAGAUUAUCCCACCGAGUGCGGGUACCAAGAAAACUGGAACUGAUUUUGGAUCAUCUUCCAUGAGUGAAUACCUUUUAGGUUCGAGAAAACUCAAAUCUUUCCCCGUGGCCAUGAGUCUCAUUGCAAGUUAUAUUUCUGGUGUGACCAUUCUCGGUACUCCCUCCGAGAUUUACAAUUACGGUAUCCAGUACUGGAUGAUUGUGGUACCAAUCCUUACAAUGGGUAUUGCAGUUAGUUAUGUCUAUCUCCCGGUAUUUAUGUCCUUAAAAGUAGGAUCAUCGUAUGAAUACUUGGAGCUAAGAUUUUGCUCCGCAGUACGUUCCAUGGCGUCUUUUAUGUUCGUCUUAGAUGAGAUAUUUUUCCUACCGAUUAUUGUAUACGUUCCUGCCCUGGCAUUUAAUCAAGUAACCGGAGUGAAUUUACAUUUAAUCGCUGCUAUUGUUUGCGUUGUUUGUGUCUUCUACACCACAAUUGGUGGUAUAAAGGCAGUUGUUCACACGGAUGCUUGGCAAAUUGUGGUGAUGUUCAUUUCUGUUUUUGUUGUUGCAACUCUUGGUACAAUAGCUCUUGGAGGUCCUGCAGAAGUUUUCAGGAGAGCCACAGAAGGGGGGAGAAUUAAUUUAUUCAAUAUGAGCCCAUCCUUUUACGAGAGGCACACCUUCUGGGCUGUUGUCAUUGGAGGAUUUAUGUACUGGACGUCGUUUAAUUCUGUCAAUCAAACAAUGGUACAACGCUAUAUGUCACUACCAAAUCUCAAAACUGCCAGAAUAUCUAUCGCUAUGUACACUGUUGGCAUUAGCGCCUUUGUCAGCGUUUGCUGCUACGCUGGUGUCCUCAUCUAUGCUUACUACUACAAAUGUGAUCCUAGUUCAGCGGGAUUAAUUCAAGCGGAUGAUCAGCUCUUCCCCAACUAUGUCAUGGAGACCGUUGGAGACCUUCGUGGUGUUCCUGGACUUUUCAUUGCUGGUGUCUUUGGGGCUGCACUUAGUUCCUUGUCGGUCGUUCUAAAUUCCACGUCGGCCGUUCUGCUUGAGGACAUCCUCAAGGGGUGCUUCAAGGUACAGCCCAGUGAGAGAUGUGCAGCAAUCUUCGUCAAGAGCAGCAUUAUUCUCUUGGGCUGUGUUGCCAUGGCGCUUAUCUUUGUUGUGGAGCGUCUUGGGGGGAUUCUCUCGGUUGCUACUUCCUUGACAGCUAUUGCUGCAGCUACAACCUUUGGGGUCUUCACUUUGGGCAUGCUGGUACCAUGGAGCAACAAUACAGGAGCUAUUGCUGGUGUUAUAGCUGGAGCUCUCAUGUCUGGAUGGGUGUCUUUGGGAUCUCAGGCUGCUGUGGCAAAUGGAUACGUUGUACCCCAUAAGUUGGAUAUUUCAACGGAAAAUUGUCCGGCUUUCAACAGCACCGCACCUGAUUAUCCAGAUGAAUCUGAUGUCUUUCCACUCUAUCGCUUCUCAUUUCAUUGGAUUAAUCCCAUUGGAAUUAUCAGUGUCCUCCUUGUGGGGAGUAUUGUUUCCUUCUUCACGGGACCACGGGACCUCAAGAGCAUCGAUCCUGAACUAAUCUCACCGGUUAUCCAUAGAUUCCUACCUUCGGAGUGCUUCAUUCACUACGGAAGCACCUCAAUGGAGCGCAAUCGACUCAAUGAGGAAGCCAAUCAGGACGAUGAACGUCUUGAAUUCCACGACAGAAUUAGUUAUAACACCAAUAACACCAAUUCAAAGGCUACAACAAGCCAGGAAAACUGGGAGCAAAGUCGGUGAUUGAAUUCACUGUCAGUCCAGUAAUUUUGCGUGCCAAAUUAUUAAAAGAAAAAAAGUAUAUAAGUAACCUCAACACCUGACGAAAAAAUCCAUCGAUAAUAAUCUUAGGGAUUUUCUACGGAUUUUCCGCAAAUUUUCGAGCGUUUUUCCACUCCAAAUCUCUGGGAGAAGAGAUGUGUGUGUUUGUUCGAUAAGUAAAAGGUUUUGAAUUUUAUGUUUCAUUAUGAUUUUCAUAGCCAUCACAGACUUUGGAUUUCAAUUGAAAGAUAAAUAAUAUUUUAUUGGGACUAAGAUGAAAAUUACAGAUGAAAUAAGAUUUUUUAAACUCAUAAAGCUGAAAAAAAAAUCACUGAAUGAUCAAUAAAAAAUUUCUGAAUUUUAUUUUCCAAGAGUUUAAUUUUUAAAUUUUAAACUACAAACCAAAAUUUUAAAAGAAAAUUUAAAAGAAGAGAAUUAAGGAUAUUUUUUUUAUUUUUUUACAUAGCUGUGGUUCUUUCUUAAAUUUAAAUCUUGCGUUCAUUUUUACAAAAAAAACUGGUUGAACCGGUUUUAAAUUUUUUUAAAAAAAUAUUUUUUUGUAAUAUCUUAAAUAUAAAGAAUAAAUUUAAUUUUUAAGGUUUUCUUAAGGCUAUGAGUUCUUUAUUUUAUCUUCUCCUUUGAAUUCUAUAGAAUCACAGCUAAAAGGAAAUAUAAUGAGAAGACUCAAUUUCUAAUCCAAAGUCUGUUUUGCGCUUUUUCGUGGAUGUAUGAAGCGAGAGGGUAUAAAAUAUUGAAAAGUUCACAAUAAUUUCAUCAACUGUGAUACCUAGAAAUUGUAUUGAAAAACAAUUUACAAGGAUUUUUUACACAAAGAUUGUCGCUUUCCUCGUAAACUAGUGGUGUAGAUUUAUAAAGAUUUUGUGUAUCAAUGUUUUGAAUAAAGAGUUUUUACCUAA
This is a messenger RNA of Lutzomyia longipalpis, 3262 nucleotides long. It is a transcript of the gene SLC5A11, whose product is annotated as sodium-coupled monocarboxylate transporter 1. NCBI's taxonomy places the organism in Eukaryota, Metazoa, Arthropoda, Insecta, Diptera, Psychodidae. Gene Ontology annotation, molecular function: symporter activity. The transcript has 10 exons. Gene Ontology annotation, biological process: transmembrane transport; sodium ion transport. Gene Ontology annotation, cellular component: membrane. The coding region runs from base 438 to 2327 and encodes 629 amino acids. The record is from RefSeq and is a predicted model, not a curated record.